This is a messenger RNA of Mus caroli (Ryukyu mouse), 2842 nucleotides long. RefSeq lists its product as uncharacterized. Gene Ontology annotation, biological process: regulation of transcription by RNA polymerase II. Gene Ontology annotation, molecular function: DNA-binding transcription factor activity, RNA polymerase II-specific; RNA polymerase II cis-regulatory region sequence-specific DNA binding. The record is from RefSeq and is a predicted model, not a curated record. NCBI's taxonomy places the organism in Eukaryota, Metazoa, Chordata, Mammalia, Rodentia, Muridae.
AUGUGGCUGCUCGCAAACAUCUAUGAUUCCAGUUCCAGGGGAUCUGAUGCGUUUUUCUGCCUUCCAAGGACGACGGCGACGCGGGACAGCAGAAAUUCGGAAAUGGACUCAGUGGCCUUUGACGAUGUGGCUAUAAACUUCACCCAGGAAGAGUGGGCUUUGCUGAAUCCCUCCCAGAAGAAUCUCUACAGAGAUGUGAUGGAGGAAGUAUUUAGGAACCUGACUUCUAUAGAGAAAGGGUGGGAAGACCAGAACGUUGAGGAUGAGGACAAAAAUCCUCAGACAAAUCUAAGGCACAUCAUAGCCAACUCUGGAUACAACCUAUAUGAAAGUGAAGAGUCCUCUGAGAAGCCAUAUAAAUGUACACAGUAUAGGAGCUCUUUCAUUUCUCUUAUGAGUAUUCAAAGACAUAUGAUAACGGACACUGGAAGUAAGCCUUACAAGUGUAUGCUCUGUGGGAAGGCCUUUCAUUUCCCCAGUGAAUUCAGAAUCCAUUUAAGAACUCACACUGGGGAGAAGCCCUAUGAGUGUAAGCAGUGUGGAAAGGCCUUCAGCCAUUCCAGCUCCUUUCGAAAACACGAGAGAACUCACACCGGAGAGAGGCCCUACGUAUGCAAACAGUGUGGGAAGGCCUUCAAUUGUUCUGGUUCCAUCCGAAAACAUGAGAGAACUCACACUGGGGAGAAGCCUUAUGCGUGUAAACAGUGUGGGAAGGCCUUCAACUGUCCCAGUUAUCUCCAAAUUCAUGAAAGAAGCCACACUGGAGAGAAGCCCUAUGAGUGUAAGCAGUGUGGGAAAACCUUCAGUUGUUCUAGUUCCCUUCGAAAACACGAGAGAACUCACACCGGAGAGAAGCCCUAUGAAUGCAAACAAUGUGGGAAGGCCUUUAGUUGUUCCAGUUCCUUUCGAAAGCAUGAACGGACUCAUACUGGGGAGAAGCCCUAUGAGUGCAAGCAGUGUGGUAAGGCCUUCUUUUCUCUCACCAGUGUUCGAACGCACAUGAUAAAGCACACUGGAAAUGGGCCUUUUAAAUGCAAUGUAUGUGAAGAAGUGUUUCCCUUUUCCAGUGUAUUUAGAAGACAUCAGUCAUCUCAUACUGGAGAGAAGCAGCCUUAUGGAUGUAAACAGUGCAAUAAAUGGUUUAGUUCCAACACCUCACUUCAGAAUCACAGAAGAAGUCACACUGGGGAAGAGCCCUAUGCAUAUAAACAGUGUGGGAAAGCUUUCAGUUGUCCCAGUUACAUUCGAACGCAUGAACGGGCUCAUGGUGGGGAGAAACCCUAUCCAUGCAAACAGUGUGGUAAGGGCUUCAGUGCUUCCAGCUCUCUGCAAACACACGAAAGGAUUCAUACUGGAGAAAAGCCCUAUAAACGUGAACAAGGUGCUCGAGCAUUCAGUUGCUCCACUUCCCUUAGGAGACACGAACAAACUCAUAGUGGGGAGAAUGCCUAUGAAUACAGUGUGGGAAAACCUUCGCUUCCAGUUAGAAUUGAUUGCUAACAGUCUUAAAGUUAUUCAUAACAGUCUUAUGAAUGUAAAUUUUGGCAAAUCCUUAGUUUCUCUAACAGGUUUUUGUUUGUUUUUGUUUUAACAAAAAUGACAAAGCACACUGGAAAUGACCUUUUUAAUGUAUGUGAAAAAAAGCCUUUCAUAUUUCACAGUCCCAGCAUAUUUAGAGCACAUCUAAUAAACUCUCAUCCAAGAGAGAAACAAUGUGAAUGCAGACAAUGCAGUAAAUCCUUCACUUCUUCCAGGUAUCCUCAGAACCAUAAAGAAUUCAUGUUGGAGAGUGUCCCUAUUAAUGCAAGCACUGGAGAGCCACUUACUACAGUUGCCUUGAAAACAUGGGUCAACUUGUACCGGAGACAUGUCCUUUGAGUACAAAUAAAUACGGUAAAUGUCACCGUUUCCAUUUGCCCUCAAAGAAACUACUCACUGGACAGCAUGUCAGCAGAGUGACUGUAAAGACUAUGAAAAGCCAGUGCUUUCUUAAUUUCCAUAAAGGACACAAAAGAGGUUCACACUGAACACUAGGAAGCCCACGUUUGUGAGAAAAAAGGUAAGGCUUCAGAUGCCACAGUUGUCUCAGAUUGUGUGAAAGAACACAUACUAGCUAAAACACUAGGAAUAGGAACAUGGGGGAAGCACUCAGAUUGUCAGUGCUCUUCAAAGGCAUAAAAAGGACCAGAGGGGAAAACCCUGUAGGCCUAAGGAUUGUGGGCAGGCUUCAGUUUUUACACUUCUUUCUGAGAAGCAAGGAAAAACUCUGGAGAAAUUCUGAGUGUAAGAAAUGUCACAAGACCUUCAGUUUCCCAUUUUCAUUCGAAGUCAUGCUAGAACUCAUCUAGAAAAAGACUAUUGGGUAUAGAAAGUACUGAGCUCAUGUCUCUUUGAAAGGUACAUGAUACACUGGAGAUGGCUGUGCAACGCAUUGACUUUACAAUGUGAAAACAUUGCUUCUCUGGGCUAAAGCAUGGAAUGUGUCUUUUUAUAUUAGAUACAGUUUUGUAGUAUUUUAUUGAAACUUUUUACAAACUGUAUUCAAAGAGAUUUAUGUAUCUUGGUAUAGUAUAUAAUAUAGUAUUAUUUAGUACAUACAGUGUAUGCAUGUAUAUACAUGUAUCUGUAGGAUACAGUAUAGUUUGUAUAUGAGUAGUAUAUAUUAUAUAACUAGUUUAUAUGGUAUGUAAUUAAAUUAAAUGUAAUCACUAUUUUACUAUAGUAUUAUACUACAUGGCUAUGCUAUUGGAGUUUUAUCAGUGUGUAGAAUAAAGUGUUUCAGUUACCCACCCUGGUCCCUGUCUGUAGCUAUUUCUUGCUCCAGGAGCAUGGCUACCAGGAU